Exophiala bonariae is the source of this 768-nucleotide messenger RNA. RefSeq lists its product as uncharacterized. Bases 1 to 768 code for a protein of 255 amino acids. The record is from RefSeq and is a predicted model, not a curated record. The transcript has 2 exons. Lineage: Eukaryota; Fungi; Ascomycota; Eurotiomycetes; Chaetothyriales; Herpotrichiellaceae.
AUGGCCCAGUCCAAGCCUUCCAUCGUCAUCAUUCCCGGCUCCUUCUCGCCGGACUACUUCUACUUCGACACGGUUGAUAAGUUGCGCGAAUACGGAUACGAGGCGAUUGUGAAGAACUUGCCAUCCGCGAGCCGUCUUCCUCCGGAGAAAGCGGCGACCCUGUAUGAGGACGCGGACUAUUUCCGUGGUGUUGCGGAGAAGCUGGCUGAUGAGGGCAAAGAUGUCGUGUUUGUGACACACUCGUAUGGAGGCGUUGUUGGCUCUGAGGCGGCGAGAGACGUUCUCAAGACACAGCGGCAGGCGGCUGGAAAGACAGGUGGUAUCGUUCGCAUUGUGUAUGUGACUUCCGUGGUGCCGCCUGUGGGGACCUCGUUGAGGGGUCUGAUGGGAGAUCUUCUGCCGAGUUAUCUUGAGGUUGAGGGAGACUUUAUGCGUCAUGUCGAUUUCGAAGCCACCGCGAGACGUACAUUCUCCCAGAUCCCAUUUGAAAAGGGAGUGGAAUACGCGAAGAAGAUGUCUCGACAUUCGGCACCGAGCUUUACUGGAGAGUUGACUUAUCCUGCUUAUGAGCAUGUGCCGGUCUCGUGGGUAUUCUGCGAAAAGGACUUAAUUCUGGUCCCGGAGUUCCAAACCAGCGUGAUCGCAGCCAUCGAGAAGGAUUCUGGUAACAAGGUGCACGUUAUUCGCUUGGAUGCUGAUCAUUGUCCCAACAUCGGUAAACCCAUCGAGCUUGCAAAUGCAAUCAAGGACGCACUUGUGGGAGCAUGA